ACAUGGAAACGAUCUGGUUGUUUGGUGCAGCAGCACCGAUGGCCAAAUGAUGUUUUUUUAAAUUUUUUGUUUAACGAGCAAUAUCUUUGACCCAAGAACGUGAAGAUCGCAGCGCGCCGUUAGGUGUGACAGAUGAGAUUUAGGAACGUGUGCUACUUCUAAAUUCCUGCAAUGAGCGGUAACGGGAGUAGCAAUGUAUCUCGAGAAGAAAUCGAACAACGAAUACGCGCGAUGGAUGGAGACUGUUGUAAGUUAAAAGAGAUGUUAUUGGAACUCGAAGAGAGUUUAAUGUGGGCUGAAGAAUGGCAGCAUACAGUUACAGAAUUUUCUAAUGAUACAAUGAGUUUCAUGGAUAAAGCUUUCCACAGUCUUUCAGAAAAGCAUUGGAAUGAUUUAGAACAAAGGAGUCAACAAUUGACCCAAAAGGCAGGCAUUGCUGCAGAAGUUGCCGUUAAUCUCAGGAGCUCUCUUUGUGUAGCCCGUCAAAUUCUCACAGAUCUAAGGGAUGAAGAAACCACUACAGAAGAAUAUUACUGGCAUCAGCUGGAAGUGCUCAGACAACAGUCAGCAGGUUACCUCAACCUCUUUAAAAGAACAGAAAAAGUUUUGAACCAUCUUAAAGAUGUCCAGACUGUGUAUUUGGAAAUCCAGCGCAGACAACGGCAUAAACAUCCUGUAGACAGCGAAUUCAAUUUCCAAGAUGUAGAAAUGCAGCUUAAUAACUUGCAGUACAGAAGAGAUCGCCUUAAAAGAGCUGCUGAGGAACUUCUAAAAGAAAUUCAGAGCCUAGAACAGGAGGAGCAGCGAGUGGGAAGAUUUAUUCAGCUCUCAAAUCAAUAUUUGAUAAAACUGAAAGAGGCAAGGGAUGCUCUUCACAAUGAAAACCUUGUCACUAUGACUCACAGAAACAUUCAAAAAACAAUAAGCAAAAUGGAAGAAAGAAUGAAGAUAGAAGUUAGACCACUGUGUACAAGGAGAGAAAUAUUGUGGAGGCGACAUGCCUGGAUAAGUUACGAGGCAGCUGACUGCAGUUCUGAGCAUAAUAGGCUGGCUGUUCUGUUACAGACUCAUCUUGAGCAAACCCAAUGCCAGAUAGAUACCCUGAAAGGAGCAAAACCGUGUAUUGAUGACUCAUGCCAACAUCCAGUGUUAGAAAAGAGAUCAUCAGCUGGUAUGAGGAGUUUGAAUGGUUUGCAAGCACUAGAACAGAAGAAAAAUUGCAAGCAGAGUGAAAUAUUGUGGAAUAUACUGAAAUUAAUAAGACAACUGGCCAUCUCACCUGAGCCACAGAUGCAACAGGAAAUAGACAAUCAAUUAAAUGAAUUAGUGACUUGUGAAGAAUUUGACAAGAAAGAGGUUUACCUUAUCAAUGACCAGAGUAAUGUAGAUGUUCAGAGUGAAGGAGAUAACCUACAUAACAUCGUCGAUAAGACAAGAUUGCAAUAUCUGGCUGCACACCUAAAGGAUCAUAUAUCUAAAUAUUGUGCUACCAAAAGACCUGUAGUUUCACAAAUGUGUGAGCACACUAGCGAAAGCCAGGGAACAGAGAAGGAAGCAUCACUAAGGAAAAACAUUGGAGCAUUAAAGACAUCUUGUGAUGAUCUCAGAGCUAGAUUGGCUGCAGCAAAGCAAAUUUAUCAAAAUUUGACAGCAAAAUUGAAAAAAUAUCAAUCAGCAGAGUAGCCUAUCUUCAUACACCAUAAAUAGCUUAUUUCAAGCACUCUGUUAAUACUAAAAACACAAGAUUUCUGGUAUUUUACAACUCAUUACUUCAAUAUAUUCACUCGCCUUGUUUAUUGUACUUAUUCAAAUAAAAUUACUUUAGAAGACUAUACAAGGUAAAAUUCUUGGUCUUUUCAGGAAA
This is a messenger RNA of Schistocerca gregaria, 1864 nucleotides long. RefSeq names its product interaptin-like. The transcript is spliced from 14 exons. The coding region runs from base 172 to 1683 and encodes 503 amino acids. NCBI's taxonomy places the organism in Eukaryota, Metazoa, Arthropoda, Insecta, Orthoptera, Acrididae. The record is from RefSeq and is a predicted model, not a curated record.